AUGUCUGCGGAGGCAAAUCACGUAGACAACGGUGGACUGUACCCCUUCUUUUCUCGCUAUGGCCGAAUUAGGUUGCCUCAGGACGAAAAGGAUCCCCAAGAUGGCCAUCAUGACCUUCCUGGAUUUCAGACGAGAACGGCGAGCAGGGGUCGAGGACGCUUGCAACGUGCUGGCGCGCUUCUCAUUUAUGUUGCGCUUUGCUUGUCACCGUUCUUCGUGAUCAGCUACUACAAGGCAACGCACCGCAAUGCCAGAGGACGCGUUGCCGGCACCGCUCACGGCGUCUUUAAACACGAUGAUAACCACAUAUACGGCGAGCCCCUCAUGUUCUUUGGUGGCAGCCAGGAACACUGUUCCUCCCCGGACCAAUGGCUGUUCUCUGACGCUGACGCUGGCCUCUCCUUUGAUCGCGGCCAGCAACGUUUCUCGCACAGUGCUAGCAAGAAGUUCACUUUUCCUAUCGAUGACGCCUCCCUUCGAUUAUCUUGCAGUGGCAAUGCCCGUAUACCAGGAAUUGCACGCUUGGUCCUUGCUAACACCAGUGAUCUCAGUGACACGCCCUCAGAUAGCGCCAGAGCGCGACAGGUGCAAGUCGGGCUCACCGCAUACAUGCAUGACCCGGAAACAUUCAACAAAGUUACGAAGGUCUGCAGAAAGACAGACCCCCUGAUGUGCGCGGGCGGAGAGCAAUUGGAAUUCUUUGUUAACUUUCCACGUUGGACUGUCAAGGAGCGCUCCCAUGCGAUGUUCAUGGAGAUGACAAUCCGAUUCCCUACUGGUACCGCAACAUCUCCUGUGCAGAUGAAGAAGCUCCUAACGUUCCUGGCCAACUUCGAAUAUGUCGUGGACGACCUCAGCGACGGUCUCACUUUCGAGUCUGUUUCUCUGAUGUCUCAAAACGCAGAGAUGCGCAUCGGUUCUUUAACUGCGCGAGAGAUCAUGGUUCAUACUACGCUCGCGCCAAUCCACGGCUCAUUCACAUCUCUUUCCGACAUGGUCAUAUCGACCACUGACGCCCCCAUCAACAUCAAUGUUAGGCUCGUCGCAUCUCCUUUACGCCCAGAUCCAGUGUCGGCUUUCCCGUGGCAUUCAAUUCGUCAGGACAAGGAAGCGACGAACUCGCUGUCAAUCAGCACCACCAAUGGCUCGAUCAAUGCUCAAGUGGCUCUGUCUGCCGCUCAACACAAGACGAACUCGUCUCACCUGGAGGGACACUACAGCACGAGCUUCCAGACGACCUAUGCCCCUGUCUCCGUCGCCUUCUCUUCUGCCCCCGAGGAGAGCCAAUUGAAGGCGGCCGUCAUCACGCAAUUCUCCGAUGCGACAUUAAAGCUGCCUCAGACAUUCAUCGGCCCUGUAUGCGUGCGAGGUGGCCCAGCUUCUUGGUGGGAGCCGACUAUCCAUGGUACCAAUGGGACCCGUCUGGGUGCGAAGAGAGGUGUGCAAGUCAUCACGGAGCGCGAAGAUCAGGACAUCCAGUCCAAAUGCAACGAUCUAGAACAGGUACCAAGCCAUGCAAGAGUGAUUGCCCUGCAUGGCGGCGUAGAUAUUUAUCUCUAG
Molecule: messenger RNA, 1560 nt
Organism: Fomitopsis serialis
Lineage: Eukaryota; Fungi; Basidiomycota; Agaricomycetes; Polyporales; Fomitopsidaceae
Exons: 4
Coding region: 1-1560 (519 amino acids)
Source: RefSeq, a predicted model, not a curated record